AUGGAUAAAAAGGAGGAAAAGAAAAAAAAGCGGAAAAAGGAAAAGGAAAAGGAGAAGGAAAAAGGGCCUAGUUACUUUUCGGACACUGUCACGUUCUGCGGCACGAUCGUCCGGGACUCCAUGUCUAGCGCAGCGGAAGCGAUACAGAACAACUAUUACCCGAUUAAGGAGUCCAUUCUGAACAUGUACGAUAGCUACUUUUGCGACACGUCUCAACAGAGCAGUAGGAGGGUGAAUGGCGGGGUCCCCUUCUUCACCGUCAAUCAGGACAAUUCGAAGAAAAAGUAG
Messenger RNA from Plasmodium cynomolgi strain B, 288 nucleotides. RefSeq lists its product as hypothetical. Lineage: Eukaryota; Apicomplexa; Aconoidasida; Haemosporida; Plasmodiidae. The record is from RefSeq and is a predicted model, not a curated record. The transcript is spliced from 2 exons. The coding region runs from base 1 to 288 and encodes 95 amino acids.